Molecule: messenger RNA, 2912 nt
Organism: Mesocricetus auratus (golden hamster)
Lineage: Eukaryota; Metazoa; Chordata; Mammalia; Rodentia; Cricetidae
Gene: Fgl2
Product: fibrinogen like 2
Source: RefSeq, marked provisional
GGACAGGCACUUCCACGAUGAGGCUUCCUGGAUGGUACUGGCUGAGCUGCGCGGUCCUGGCUGUCUGCGGAGCAGGGCGAGCGUACAACCUGACCCAGGGGCUGGAGGAUGCGAGCGCCCAGGCCGCCGCCUGCCCCGCUAGGCUGGAGGGCAGCGGGAAGUGCGAGGGCAGCCAGUGCCCCUUUCAGCUCACUCUGCCGGCACUGACCCUCCAGCUCCCGCCGCAGCUCGGCAGCAUGGAGGAGGUGCUCAAGGAAGUGCGGACCCUCAAGGAAGCCGUGGACAGUUUGAAGAAGUCCUGCCAGGACUGCAAGUUGCAGGCUGACGGCCAUGGAGACCCGGGCGGGAACGCAGCAGAGACGGCCAGGGACAGCCGGGUCCAGGAACUGGAGAGUCAGGUGAAUAAGCUUUCCUCUGAGCUCAAGAAUGCAAAGGACCAGAUCCAGGGGCUGCACGGGCGCCUGGAGACGCUACAUCUUGUAAAUAUGAACAACAUCGAGAACUACGUUGACGACAAAGUGGCAAAUCUAACGUUUGUGGUCAACAGUUUGGACGGCAAAUGUUCCAAGUGUCCCAACCAAGAAUACACCCAGUCACAGCCGGUUCAACACCUAAUAUACAAAGAUUGUUCUGACUACUAUGCAAUAGGAAAAAGGAGCAGUGGGACCUACAGAGUUACCCCCGACCCCAGGAACAGUAGCUUCGAGGUGUACUGUGACAUGGAGACCAUGGGUGGAGCCUGGACGGUGCUGCAGACUCGCCUCGAUGGAAGCACCAACUUCACCAGAGACUGGAAGGACUACAAAGCAGGCUUUGGAAACCUUGAACGAGAAUUUUGGCUGGGUAAUGACAAAAUCCAUCUGCUGUCCAAGAGUAAGGAGAUGAUUUUGAGAGUAGAUCUUGAAGACUUUAAAGGUGUCUCUCUGUAUGCCUUGUAUGAUCAGUUUUACGUGGCUAAUGAAUUUCUCAAGUAUCGAUUGCAUAUCGGUAACUAUAAUGGCACAGCAGGAGAUGCCUUACGUUUCAGUAAACAUUACAACCAUGAUUUGAAGUUUUUCACCACCCCUGACAGAGACAAUGACCGGUACCCUUCUGGGAACUGCGGGCUCUACUACAGCUCAGGCUGGUGGUUUGAUGCAUGUCUCUCUGCAAACUUAAAUGGCAAAUAUUAUCACCAGAAAUACAAAGGUAUCCGCAAUGGGAUUUUCUGGGGCACCUGGCCAGGGAUAACCCAGACACAGCCUGGUGGCUACAAGUCCCCCUUUAAAAAGGCCAAGAUGAUGAUUAGACCCAAGAAUUUUAAGCCAUAAAUCGUUAGUGUUCAUCUCUGCUGGUACUCAUUAUCUAAAAGGCAAUGAAUUCCUUCUGCCCUUUACCAUAUACUCCUUUGCUAUGGAUGAAACAUUUCCUUUUAAACUUCACAGAUUUUGAAACAAAGUUAAAAAUAUCUAAAGAGACUACUUUGUUGCUGGUAUACAAAGAAUGCUUGUAAGCUCUGGAGUUAUUGACAAUUAUACAUUAUUUCUGCAAAUGCUUUAAUUUUCAUAGCCGAAAAAGUUCCCUACUAUAUUUAUUACUUUUUAUAAUUAAAAAAACUAAAUUAUUCAGCAUGCUAAAUUCUAUAUAAACACUUUUAUUUUUACUAGGGCUAAACUUGCAUAUUUGAGAAUACAUCAGUCUUUUCAGGUCAAAGUUACUGUGUAUCUGUAUGUAGCCAAGAAUUGUAGUAUUUGUUUUGCACCAAGAGACCUUUUAAGUUCUUAAAAAAGACGCAGGGAGAUAAUAUGUGUAGCUAAACUUAUUCGUGCAAUAUUCAUGAAAUGUAUAAUAUGUCAUUAAAAUAUCUUAAAAUGAAGUAGCAUAAUGUUUCUUCCCCAUCCAAGCUGGAGAAUGACAAUAACCCUGAAGACUUUGGUUUAGUAGUAAUGCAUUCACUGUUUAUAUAUAGCCUAUUAGAACCUCAUGCAAAACCUGCUUUGCAGUCAGCCUCUGCUCUGCUCCAGAUGCACAAUAGUUUUCAAUGUAAGGUGCUAGAACUACUGUAAGACUUUCUUGGGGAAAGGCACAAUAGGGAAAAAAAGCAUUUAUUUAAACUUUGAAAGCCAAUCCUACACCCAAAGCAAUACUAUUGUUGAGGGAUCAACUUCCUAGGAGGCUGACUUUUCUAGAAUAAAUUUACUUAAGAUGAAUUUUGAAAUAGUAGUUCAAAAUUUAUACAUUGUAAUACCAAAUUAAUUGGAUUGCUUAUUUCAGUCUCAGAAAUUCAAGGAAUAUAAUAUUCCAAACAUAAGUUCCUAGAUCUUUUAGAAUUUCUUAAUUGUAGAAUGCCAAGGAUCAUAUUAAAAGGCUUUUAGGAGCAGUUUCAUUUUAUCAUUGUGAAAAGGGACCAUUUCAGAGAGAAACAAGGCUUGACAGGAAUUAAGUGACCAAACGUAAAAUAUAGAUUUCAAAGGCUGUUUACCUACUUGGUACAAUAUUGAAUGUAAGUGGCGUAAUUGAUUUUAUUUUUUCCAUUUAAAAAAGCCAAGAAGAUUUUGAUAUUAUACAAUAUAUGUGUUUCAAAUCCUGUCUACUAUAUGUAACUGUAUAAGUCUAAAGACAUUUAAGUCAUAAAAAUGGACUGAUGAUAGCCAAGAAAAGUAUACAUUCAUAUUUAGUGUGUCUUUUUCAGGAGAGUUUGGUGAAUAACAGUAAAUACAUGUAAAUUAUCUUUGCACAUUCAAUGGAUCAUUUCCUACUAUACUCUUAUGGUGGUUUUCUAAUGAACUCUUUAACACAGAAAUUUAUUUUUAAAAUCAUUUUCUGUCACUCAUUUAAAAAUAUAUUGUAGACUUCGAUAAUCUUUAACCUGUUUAUUGAAAUAGUCCUUUGUUUUUACUGUUCACCAAUAAAUGUCAAUGUUCAUAAAUGUA